AUGGCUGAAAACGAAAUAGCCAGUGUUGCAUUUCGAGCUCCACCCGUUUGGAAAACCGAAAUAAAUUUAUGGUUUCUUCAAGUAGAAUCAAAUUUUGUGAUGUCGGGAAUUGAAAAAGAAUUAACAAAAUUCCACUGCGUCGUUGCAGCGUUAGAUAUGGAAGUUCUUUCCUACGUUAAAGAUAUCAUUGAGGUUCCACCUACAGAUAAUCCAUACACGGUUCUUAAGGAACGUAUUGUAAAACGUUUUACACAGUCCGAAAGUUCGCGAUUGAGGACUUUGUUACAGGAAUUGUAUUUGAGUGAGAGAAAACCAACACAACUAUUACAUGAAAUGAGAUCGUUAGCUGGUAGUCAAAUAUCUGACGAUGUAUUAAAAACAUUGUUUAUUCAGCGACUCCCUAUUAAUAUUCAGAAAAUAUUAUCAAUUAGUAAAGACAAACUUGAUGAUUUGGCUCAAAUCGCGGAUAAAAUAAACGAAGUUUCUUGUUUCGGUACUUCAAGUACAGAACAUAAUAUUUCUUCCGUUGAUUUAAAAGAGUUACAAUCUCAAAUUUCUGAACUUUCCGAAAAAGUUGAAAAAUUGACUUUUCGACAAAAAAGUUACAAUGGAAGUAAAUUUAGUCAACGGUCUGGUUCUAGGCCUUAUUCGAAUUCGAAUAAUGUCAAUAAAACUUCGGAAAAACAGUAUUGUUGGAACCAUUUUAAAUUUUGUAAAAAUGCUAAAAAAUGUGUCGGUAAAUGUUCAUACUCGGAAAACUGA
Messenger RNA from Parasteatoda tepidariorum (common house spider), 762 nucleotides. The record is from RefSeq and is a predicted model, not a curated record. Lineage: Eukaryota; Metazoa; Arthropoda; Arachnida; Araneae; Theridiidae.